Linderina pennispora is the source of this 1494-nucleotide messenger RNA. RefSeq lists its product as uncharacterized. Bases 1 to 1494 code for a protein of 497 amino acids. The transcript has a single exon. NCBI's taxonomy places the organism in Eukaryota, Fungi, Kickxellomycota, Kickxellomycetes, Kickxellales, Kickxellaceae. The record is from RefSeq and is a predicted model, not a curated record.
AUGUACUACCCUGACGAUAGCAGCAGCGGUAGCAGCUAUGGCAGCGACAUGGAUGCAAGCCGCCCAUCAACUGCCGCCCACAUCCCAGCAGCUCGCAGCGCCCAGUCGGUUGAUCUCGACGACCGACUGCGCUCACUACCAGACAACCGCUCGCUGCCCAACAUCAAGAUCAAGGUCAAAGACCGGAGCCGAAACCGCCUAAAGUACGCUGGCCAGGGCUACACCGGCUCAUACAGCAGCCAUGACGACAGCGACGGCAGCGUCUGCGAUAAUCCGUCUGUAAAUGAGAUAGUAUAUCGCAGAGCCCCAGCGCUCUCCAAGCGCAUGAUCGGCGCCGCCCGGCUCAGCGAGAUGAUGUACGGCAGACGCCGACACCGCGCCGCCGAAGAAGCAGCCAUGGCCGAGGAGCGGCGGAAGCAGGCGGAACUGCGGCUGCUCGAAGAAGGCAAGCGCAAGCGCAAGAAGCGCCACCGCAGGCAGCUGAAUGUUAUCAGGACGGGCAUUGACGGGGAUCUGCAGACAUCGCAGACAAUGGAGCAGUCCGCCAUGCCCGCAGCCGACGGUCUGGCACUGGACAACAAGGAGCUGCCCGAGAAGCAGAUAUUGCAGGAGCAGAUCGCAGACAAGCCAAAGCAGCUGCUGUCGACCAGCGAUGGCGGACCAGAGUCCGAGUUCAACCUGCGCAUGUCGUUUGCCUCGGACAUGGACAGCGACGAAGAGUUCAAUGGCCUAUUGGCGCCGGGUGCCUUCGGCGACGAGAAGCAGAAGGAGCUGGCCGACGGCAACAAGUUCCGCCGCAUACUGGGCGCCAAGGCGCAUGAGCGCGAAGCCCGCUUGUUCAAGCCCGUGGUGUUCGAUCCGAACCGCGGCAACGCUGCCAACGGGGCGUCGUGGGCGCAAAACGACCAGGGCGGAGAAGGUUUCAAGUUCCCGUUCUGCUGCUGCGGAGCCAAAUACUGCGUGGCGGCGACCUUCGCCAUGAUCGUGCUGCUGUCGAUCGUCGGCUUCUUCCUCUGGCCGCGCGUGCCGUCGAUCUCGAUCUCCAGCCUGUCGGCGCUGGAACCGGCCAAAAUCACAUACGACAAACAGGAGAGCCUGUUUGGCAUCAUGAUGCCGCUGCAGAUAAACUAUGCGAUCAACAGCGGCAAUUUCUACCCGCUGGUCAUCAGCAGAGUGCACGUGCUUGGGUUUAACGGCGUCACCGGGAACAGAAUCAUCGAGACCGAAAUACUUCGCCUGGAGUCGCUGCCGCAGACGCUGCAGUUCCACUCGGCCAACACCACCAUGCAUUACCUGACAUCGGACAUGAGCGAUCCGGCCCUGGUCGAUCUGUUUGCCAAGUGCGCGCCCAAGUCGUCGGGCCUGCAGAGCAGCGACCUCGAGCGGUCAGGCAAGCUCAGCAUCCGCUUCCACAUCAAAGUCGAUGUCGGCAACUUCGGCUGGCUGAAGCAGCCAGUGGUCACUCUCAACCAGCAAGUAGAGUGUCCGGAAUAA